AUGGUGCAUUAUGUUAUGAAAGUAGUGCUAAUUGUAUGGGCCUGCGAGACCGGCAAAAAUCAAGCCCGAGAGAUCAGCACUACUAUUUACGACGUACUUAAUAAUACAAGAGAUGAGCAAAUCAAAGGCGAGUUGCAGCUCUUUUCUUUGCAAAUAUUGCAUUGCAAAAAUAUAUUUUUGACGAAAGGUCUCGCUAUGGACGCGACACUUCUCGUAGCAAUGGUGGGUGGCAUUACGACAUACGUGUUAAUUUUGAUACAAUUUCUAAUCGCGGCACAUUCUUGUGAUGAAACAUUUGGAAUUAGUAUUACAAAUAAUUCAGAAAAUUUGGGAAAUCUCUUCAAAACUUUUACCGUCAAAAACCUAUCAGAAGUUAUCCAGAUUAAUCCAUACCAAGGACGUCUUGAGUGCCAUCUUGAUAGCCGUGCAAGAAUACCUGUAUUUCUCUAA
Mycetomoellerius zeteki is the source of this 450-nucleotide messenger RNA. RefSeq lists its product as uncharacterized. The transcript is spliced from 4 exons. Gene Ontology annotation, cellular component: membrane. The record is from RefSeq and is a predicted model, not a curated record. NCBI's taxonomy places the organism in Eukaryota, Metazoa, Arthropoda, Insecta, Hymenoptera, Formicidae. Bases 1 to 450 code for a protein of 149 amino acids. Gene Ontology annotation, biological process: sensory perception of taste.